GCUCAAAGAUCCUGACUUUGUCAAAAGCUCCUUUGUAGGGAGGCUGGUGAUGGCGGUCUUGAACGUCCAAAUCAUCUCCAUCCUGGUGGCACUGCUCCAUCCAGUGGCAUGUGGGCAGUGUAGUGGUGCAGAGUGUGCGGCAGUGGAUGCCGCAAACGAUGCACGCCAUUCCUUGCUGCAAACAGCUACGGCUGAUCAUGUACAUAGGCCUGUCGCACCUGCAGCAGCACAUUCAGAAGAUCUGAAAGAGGUGGUCAAAAGCACCGCGCCACACGCAAACCUCCAGAUCAGCACGAGCGCCUCGCACGUGUCCAACUCCAGCAAGGCCUGUGGGAAACUGACUGGUGGAAGCUGUGCUCUCACCGGCAUUUGUGAUGACAGCCGCAGUGCGGAGUGUGACCGUACGCAGGGAUCCAUGACAUGGGGUCAAUGUGUUUGCCCUCAAUUCACAUGUGCAUCCGAAGGCAAAUGCAGCUGGUCUGCUUCCGAGAUCCGUGAUGCUGUCGGCAGCGGCGCCGACAACGUGGUUGCUAAAGUCACCGAAACAGCUGCUCAAGUUCCUGGAUUAGCAGACGCCGCAGGUGCUGUCCAAGGUGUUUGGAACACAGUGAGCGGCGUGGUCGGUUCAAUUUUUGGGGCAACUGGAGGUUGCUCAGGCUAUGUGGGCAUGUGUUGGGGCCAAUGCUCCAAUCAGCAGCAGCUGGGCUACACUGCUUCAUGUCAGUGGGGCUCUUGCCAAUGUAAGCCCGGUUUUUGCGCCAACAACGGUGUAUGUGAGAUGGACCUUUCUGGUAUGCUCAAGGGAGCGGCAAGCAAUUUCAUGCGCUGAAGAGCACAUCUAUGUCUCAAUGCUGAAUGAAAAGUUG
Molecule: messenger RNA, 866 nt
Organism: Durusdinium trenchii
Lineage: Eukaryota; Dinophyceae; Suessiales; Symbiodiniaceae
Source: the annotation of a GenBank genome assembly